Molecule: messenger RNA, 749 nt
Organism: Pipistrellus kuhlii (Kuhl's pipistrelle)
Lineage: Eukaryota; Metazoa; Chordata; Mammalia; Chiroptera; Vespertilionidae
Product: cell surface glycoprotein CD200 receptor 1
Exons: 4
Coding region: 1-666 (221 amino acids)
Biological process (GO): regulation of neuroinflammatory response
Cellular component (GO): external side of plasma membrane
Molecular function (GO): signaling receptor activity
Source: RefSeq, a predicted model, not a curated record
AUGGAUUUUUGGGACAUGAGAGGAGCACAUGUUUCAUCUGUGGACAGAAAGCAGAACCAUUUAUUGGUAACACAUCCUGCAGAAGCUAAUACUUCCCUGCCUGUGCUGGUGGAUACAAAGGCUAACCUCUCUUGCCCUCCUAUCGUGUUGACAAAUUUGCUUUUAACUACAUGGGAAAUAACCCUUGGAGACAAGCCUCUCUGCAUCAGAUUCCACAGGAGAGACACAAAUGAGACCAUAGAAACAAACUGCACUGACAAGAGAAUGACCUGGCCAGACAGACCUGAUAAGAUUCCUGCCCUUCAGAUUGACCCAGUGGCCAUCACUCAUGAGGGGUAUUACAGGUGUGAAGUGGUAACAACUGAUGGGAAUUUCCAGUAUAACUAUCACCUCCGAGUGCUAGUGGCCCCUGAGAUGACUCUGUUUCAAAGCGAGAAUAGAACUGCGGUGUGCAAGGCAGCUGCGGGGAGGCAGGCUGCCCGGAUCUCCUGGACCCCAGCGGGAGACUGUGUCCCUGAGCACAAAGUUUGGGGCAAUGGCACAGUGACUGUCCAGAGCAUGUGCCACUGGGCGGAUGGCAAUGUGUCUAUUGUGUCCUGCGCUGUCUCCCAUGAGACUGGCAACUGGAGUCAGUCCAUAGAGCUGAAUCAAGGUAAGAAAUUCUAGUUUUGUUUUUGAUUUUCCAUUCUUUCAGAUGAGUUGUGGUAAGAAGGAAAAAGGAAUUUGUAGAGAAUUUCUCCCAAGGAUGU